Messenger RNA from Lachancea meyersii CBS 8951, 1413 nucleotides. The record is from the annotation of a GenBank genome assembly. NCBI's taxonomy places the organism in Eukaryota, Fungi, Ascomycota, Saccharomycetes, Saccharomycetales, Saccharomycetaceae.
AUGGCUUCAAUUGACAAGCUUUUUGGAUCGGCCGGUGGCCAGAAACUGGUCAGUGGUUUGAGUAAGCUUUUUGGUGGCUCUUCUGGACCUCUAGACGCCUUGAAAGUCAAGCAGAAAAGUAGAACAGUACUUCCAGAGGCUAAACGUAAAACAGAUGCCAGCACCGCCGAAAAGAGCUCGGAAAACGAGUCCCAAAACCAGCCUGAAAGUGAUACUACCGGGAAAAGACCUUUGGAAGGCGUAACAGAAGUCGAAGUGGAGGAGGAUUCCAAGAAAAAGAAGGUUUCCAAAAGACAAAAACGCAAGCUGACCAAAGACGCUGAGAACACAGAUUUGGAGUCUAAGUACUACUCGAAUCUAUUGCUAAAGGAGGAGAAAAGUGAGCAGAAAGAAGAAGCGGACGACGCUGAUGAUGUCUCGAAAGAGGAAACUGCCGACGUUGCAGAGACCGCUGUCGAUCUCAAGCCAGAGGCCAAAGUGGCUUCGAAAAAGGAUUUCAAAGAAGCUGAGCUAGAAAAGGCAGAGAGAACGGUUUUCGUCGGAAACGCCCCCAAGGACCUGGUAACUUCCAAAACUUUGAACAAGAAAUUCAAGAAACUUUUCGCAGUUGCCAAAGAAACUAAAAACGAGGGCGACAGUAACAGUGACAGCGAGGAACAGGGGUCUGACGAAAAUGCAGUUUUCAAAAUCGAAAGCAUCCGUUUCAGAUCGAUCUCGUUCGAGGAGGCUCUUCCCCGUAAAGUGGCCUUCGUUCAGCAGAAAUUGCACAAAUCUAGAGACUCUGUGAACGCUUACGUUGUUUACGCUGACAGAGCCGCUGUCAAGGUUGCUUGUAAAUCGUUGAAUGGCCAACUUUUCGAGGGCCACCAUCUUAGAGUCGACUCCGUGGCACACCCUACGCAACAUGACAACAAGCGUUCGGUGUUUGUCGGAAAUUUAGAUUUCGAAGAGACCGAGGAAAACUUAUGGAAACAGUUUGAAAAAACUGGCGACAUCGAGUACGUGCGUGUGGUGAGAGACCCUAAGACAAACUUGGGGAAGGGUUUCGCUUAUGUUCAAUUUGCGGAUUUCCAAACCGUGAGCAAAGCUUUGUUGUUGGACGGAAAGAAGCUAAACGGCACCGGACGUAAGCUGCGUGUCACCAGAUGCAAAAACAUGAAGAAGGCACAACCUACAUCUCAAAAUGGGCGCAGCAAAGAGCUUACAGAUCAACAGAGAACCAAGCUUGGGAGAGCCAAAAAGGUACUUGGUAAAGCUGACAGAUCUACCGCAGGAAAGGAAAUUACAAUUGAAGGUCUAAGAGCCACGAAAGGUGCUACGACGCCAAUAUUGAAAAAGAAGAAACAGAGAUCCAAGACCGGAAGGGUGACCAAGCGUUCUACGGCAUUCAAGAAGGCCAAUCAACCCAAAUAA